AGGCGGCCCGGGCGCCAUGGAGCGGCUCGGGGAGCGCUCGGCGGCCCGGCUGGCCGCCGUGCUGCGGCACCUCUCCCCGCGGCCGGCAGCGGCCCCGGCUCCGAUAAGCAUUCCUACUUCAGCCCAAGUCAGUGUUGUUCCUCAUUCAGGGAGGUUUUGCUACACCCUGGACAACGAUCUGCUGACCACAGAGCAGAGGCAGUUCUAUGAGGACAACGGGUACCUGCUCAUCAAGAACCUCGUUUCUGACGAGGACAUUGAGCGCUUCAGGAAGGAGUUCUUGAGGAUCUGUAGAAGAGAAGUGAAGCCACCAGGAAUUAUGAUUAUGAAAAAUGAGUCCCUGAGAUCCCAGUUUGGUCAGUCUGAAAAUGUGGUUAAUAAAGUGCAGGACUUCCAGGAAGAUGAAGAGCUGUUCAGAUACUGCACUCUUCCAGAGGUCCUCAAAUAUGUUGAGUGCUUCACAGGGCCAAACAUCAUGGCAAUGCACACCAUGCUGAUAAAUAAACUUCCAGAUUCUGACAAGCAGACCUUCCUGCACCCCAUGCAUCAGGACCUGCACUAUUUCCCGUUCCGGCCGGCGUCCCGCAUCGUGUGCGCCUGGACCGCCAUGGAGAGGGCUCACCAGGACAACGGCUGCCUGGUCGUGCAGCCAGGGACACACAAGACAGCCCUGAAGCCUCAUGGUUAUCCAGAGUGGGAGGGUAAAACCAACAAACUUUUCCAUGGGCUGCUUGAUGAGGAUGAGAAGAUUCCCAAGGUUCACCUUGUCAUGGAGAAGGGAGACACAGUGUUCUUCCAUCCCCUGCUCAUUCAUGGCUCUGGGAUAAACAGGACAUCAGGUUUUCGAAAGAGCAUCAGCUGCCACUUUGCCAGCUCAGAGUGUCACUACAUUGAUGUCAAGAACACAACUCAGGAGCACCUGGAGAAGGAGCUGCAGGAAAUGGUUUGCAAGAAAUAUGAUGCAACUUCUGUGGAGCUGAAGGACUUAUGGAACUUCCGAGCACGGCUUGUGCAAGGGGAAAGAAUCAACCUGUAGAAGACUCCGUGAAGAGCAGGAUGGAAAACAUGGGCCUGAGAAUGAGCUUCUCUGAGGGGAGAACACAGACCCUGCCUGGGCAGGCAGAAUUCCCUUUGUUGACCUCUGUAAUGGUAACUUAGCCAAAUGCUGCACUGCAAAAUUGUUCUAUGCUAAUUCAUAAUGAUUCCACUGAGCUUGGACAGCUGAUGUAUGUCAAAGGAAGCCUAACCUAGAAAAACAGAUUUCCUGCAGGUGUCUUAGACAAUUGAAGAAUCAAAGUCUUGAAAGAACACCUUGAUUUUCUUGGUGUUUUCAUUCUUGUUUCUUAAAAGCUUUUAACCAUGACACAUCUUUAGGAUGAUGCUGUACCAACAUAAGAGUUUAUGCAAGAAUUUGCAGUAUUUCCAACUUCCUUUCCUGUGCCAAAAAAAUUAAAAAAUUCCAUUUCAGACAAGCCCUCGGUGACAUGGGGAGUUACUAGUGUAGCUGAUGAAGAUGUGGGUGUUAGUACCAGCAGAAUCAAUGGUGUAAGGAAGUGGCUAAAGAGAAAGCAGCAACCACUCACAGAGAAAAAAUGGGAUUUAUGGACAGGAAUAUGACUGCUGGUAGAGUUCCUCAAGCAUGGCUUGGCGUGGCAUCAUACCUGACCAGGCAGCUCUGGGACAGGUGAAAUAGGAGUCUGACAGUGUUGGGAGCUUCUGGGCCAACAAAGCAGCCUCCCACUGGCCUUGCACAACUGAUCCAAGGCUGUGUGAAACGAGGAAUCCUUUGAGUCUGGCAGGUCUGGGAUAAGGAGCCUUUGGCUGCUGCCAGGUUGAAGAAAUGUUUGGAUGCACCCUGGAUCGCAGUGGUGGCAGGGUGGAGUGAUACACACUGAAAUGAUCCUCUUGCCUUUGACAGUGUUUUUCUUUGCUUUCUGAAAGAGUCUUUAACUUUCAGACUCUGUUUUUUGAAAUGAAGAAUAAACCAGAGCAAAACUGCACUUGAGGGCUGUGUUGUGUCAUUGCUGCUGUUCAGAAACUGGUGCUGGGGAUGUCAUUGAACACCCCAGUGCAAAGAAUCAAUGUUCAGCUUGUUUUCACUCCCCCCCAAUCCACCCCAAAAAGAACCAAAGGCUGCAGUGAUGGGUUCUUGUGGCACCUUGUGCAUCAUUUUGUGAUUCUUCAUCUUCGUGCAGCAUAUCUAGGUUUUCUUGUUUGUUUGGUUUUUAAAGAAGGUGAGGUUUAAGCACAAUUAAGUGUUGGUCCUACACCCUUGGUGAUGGAGUGAGGUGUCAGCACUGUGGUUCCCACCUGGAGCCAGACAUAACCUCUCAGCAGCUUCUGGUUUGACCACAACACCAGAAAGUGAUGAGAGUCACUUAGGACAGACCCCUAGCCUGGCUCAGCGAGUGAUUUUGGGUGUCCUGGUUCCCCAUACCCUCUAUAACCCUGGCACUGAUGGAGAGCAUGGCCCAGGUGGGUGAUUUCCAGUGAGCUGGAGAUCCCUCUGGUGAUUUUGCCGAGUCCUUUCCAUGGGAUUUUUGUGAGAACUUGGUGUAUUCUGUCUGGUUCACAGCACAGGACUGAUGGAGAGACUUCCCUGUCUGGUGUCACUGGUGGAGCUGGGUUGACUGCAGAGGGAGCUGUGACCACAGAGAAGAGCUAAAGGUGUCACAUUCCCAGUUUUAAGACUGAGAUACUAUAGCUAGGAAGGAGAAGUAAAGGAAGAAGUUUACCUUUGUUUUUAAAAAUGUAUGCACCUCUGCCUAUGGAUUUCAGCUUAAAAUUGCCUCUUUCAGAAGAACAAACCCAUCAAUGACCUCAGAGAUCAUCUAAACUUGGCAGUUGUCCCACCUGGUGAGACUUGUGUCCUCAUUCCUUCCCACACCUUGUUGGGUAACCACCCUCUGGGGCAGGCUGUGCUCGUUCUGCUGGGCAGAGCACAGUUGGAUGGAGCUGGAUUCUCCCAGAAUGGAUGUGUGGUGUUGCUGGAUACCUCCUCUAGCAAUAAUACUUUUGAGAAAUAAACUUCCAAACCUGUUAGGCAGAGCUUCAGGAGACAGGGAAAUGCAGAAGCUGUUGAAAUGCUUGUGUUGCUGUGCAUUUUAGUGAAGCAGCACUUACCCUAUUAGAAAAGUUGCUUGAAUUGAAUCAAAUUAAAAGCAAAAUAUUUAAAGUUAUUUUGGUAGUAGUGUGUUUUGGUUUAGCCCUGGUUUGGUGAGAUGUUCCUUACAAUUUGGUUGUAGGUGUUCAGGUUCACAUGUAAAAGGUACGUGUGUGCUCCUAAAUUGAUGUAACAGCAUGUUUCAUGUAAAACUUUCUUUACAACUAACUUCAUGUUCCUGCAGGUUAGGUUAACCAUGUUAGCCCUUCUUGGAUAAUUUUUUUAGUAGCAGCAUCCAAGAUUCAAAAAGAACCAUGUGAAACUUAGACAUCUGGCUGCUUAUUUGGCCAUCUGCAGUUGCACAAAGCCCCAGUCUUUCAGAAACUUUUUUUUCUGCCUUGACAUUUCACAUGUGUUGAAAACAAAAGCCUCCUGGAGCUUGGUAAAAGACAAUGAACAGAGAAGAUAUUUUGCUUCGAAUUUAUGUGCUAUUUUCCAGACUAGCAGUUCAGAAAUGUCAGAUUUAGUCUGACUCCUGACCUUGCUGACAGUGGUUGCACGCUCAGCGCUUUGAUGUGAAGACACUGGGCAGGUGCCAAAGGAAGGAUUUUGAAUCCCAGCUUUGACUUCUAAUGCUGUAAAUCAAAGUCUUACUUCAUGCAAGAGAAAUGGGGAGGAAAAGCAAGUUUAAUUAACUACAUUAUAGUUUUUUCAAAGUAGAUUUGACUCUAUAAGCUGAUCUGGGAUGUAGGAGAUCCUUUUCCAGCAGUCAUUUGUAAUCAAAGUGGCAGUGAGUGAUGCCCAAUGUCCUCACACAGCUGUCACCUCACCAGCUUAGAGUGCUACCACAGGGCUGUUAAGAACAUGAUCCAAGAGCAGCUGGAGAAAGAAGUAAUUGAAUUUGGACAUGCAAAAUAUAAAACAGUUUCUGCUCCAGACCUUGUGCUAAUCUUAAAUCACUACCUUAUCUUGUAACUCACAAGUGAUUUUGGCCUUUCUGCUGAUAAGGUUUCUUGCUGCCAGCCUGUGCUGGAGAAGCAUCCUUGCUCCACACACAGCCCCUUCACAUCCCUCUAAAUCAGCCCAGGAGCUCUGCACAUCCAGCUCUACUUAUCAUUGUUCCCACCUCUGGGCUGCCAAAUUUGAUUUCAUCCAUGUUCUUUGCUGUCUUUUCAGUGGAAAUCAACCCAGGUAGGAUGGGCUUGUGCCAGCAGGUGUUUAGGCAGGAGAGGCUGUAAUUCAAUCCUUCUGUACCUGGAUUUGCAAGAGGACAUAGUUUAUGAAACACCCAUCCAAGAACCUUCUCUGCUCACCACAUCAAUCCAGUGAGCCUCUUGACUUACACCAGGCAGGGUUUUGUGCCUUGGAGCUUGUAGCUUUUAAUUUAAUUCAGCGUUGUCUGUACAUUUCUGUUUGAGACUUUGAAGAGGCAGUGAAUAAGUUAGUGGGUGUUUUUAUAGCCAAACAGAUCUGCUCAUACCAGGAUGAAGCAGGAAACACUGCAUUCAAAGAUGCUGUUUUCUAGGUUUGUUGUUGCUGGAGUUUUGUUUGUGGGGUAGGUAGGAAGAAAUGAGCAAAAGUAGUGUAAGGAAAAAGAAUCAAUCUUUAAAGCGACCUCUGAGGACCAGGAUGGGAAACCUGUGCCUGAGCAUCAGCUUGAGGAGCCAGUCAUGUGCUUUUUGCCCCCUGUGUAAGGAACUUGCCCCAAAUGCUGCAUUAUAAAAGUAUUUCAUGGUAGUACAAAGUAAAUGCAGCAAGGCUGAACAGCUGAUGGACUUCAAAGAAAACCUGACUUACAAAAUCAGAUUGCUGCAGCUAGUGUAGGUAAUGAAAGAUAAUGAUGAGUUGUGCAUUAAUUUUUUUUCUGGUCAUUCUCUUGUCUUACUUUUGGGCUCACACUCUAUUAAUGUAAGGUCACUAAUAAUAUAGUUGGUAAAAUCAUAUUAUAAAAUUUCCAUGUGUAAUUAUGUGUUUAAAGUUUUUAACAUCCUUCUGCACAGAAUCAACCAGUGAAUCAGUUUCAGUAUGAGCUUACAUGGGAAGUCAUUGCUACAGCUGAUGGAGAAUGUGGAUUUUAUUUUGGUUUUGAAAUAAAGAUUAAAUUGUAGCAAAA
Lonchura striata (white-rumped munia) is the source of this 5216-nucleotide messenger RNA. RefSeq names its product phytanoyl-CoA 2-hydroxylase (gene PHYH). Gene Ontology annotation, molecular function: phytanoyl-CoA dioxygenase activity. Gene Ontology annotation, biological process: fatty acid alpha-oxidation. The record is from RefSeq and is a predicted model, not a curated record. Lineage: Eukaryota; Metazoa; Chordata; Aves; Passeriformes; Estrildidae.